This is a messenger RNA of Symbiodinium natans, 1044 nucleotides long. The record is from the annotation of a GenBank genome assembly. NCBI's taxonomy places the organism in Eukaryota, Dinophyceae, Suessiales, Symbiodiniaceae.
AUGACGAAGCGCAAGUCCGAGCUGCCGACGACUGCAGGCUUUUUGUCCGACGCAGAUCAUGCGGAUGAAGAAAACUUCGAAGAGCUCGAAGCCGGUGACAGGCCCGAUGCUGGGAGCUAUGACUACUGGCAGAAGCGCGCUGCCACGUAUGACCAGGACAUCUUCCGGUCCAGUGACGAGGACCAUGAGGGCCUCAUCCACGGCGAGAUUGAUGCCGCGGCGCAAAGAGCGGAGCACGGGCGCCGGCUCGGCAAAGGCCACGAUGAAGGCACAGCUGCUUCCAAGCUCGUGGCCGUGGAUGCUGGUUGCGGACCAGGCCUUUGGCUGGAUGCCCUUAGCAAGCGCUUUGGCCGUGUAGUGGGCCUGGAUCAGUCGCCUAACCUGCUGGACAAGGCCAAGGAGGACAAGGAGGAGUUGCUUCACAGCAAGCACGCCAAGGUGGAGUUACAUCCCGCCGUGGAUCUGGGCCAGCCCUGUGCCCGAGAGUAUGCGCCUGAUGGCCAGGAACUCUGUGGGCCCUCGGUGCCCGGCACUGCGCACUCCGCCGACCUCGUGGCCAGCUUUAACGUGCUCCUGUCUCCGAACAAGCAGGCCAGAGAGAACAUCCUGCGGCGAGAGGUGGAGAUGCUGCGGCCAGCACCUGGCUCCACACUGCUGCUCCUCGUGCCCAGUGCGGAGUCGUACCGCUCUGUUCGCAAGCUGUACCGCAAGCUAGGUGGAGUUGAGAGUGGCUUGGGCCGAUACGUGGACUACUUGGACGAUCACCCAGAUGAGGAGGCUGACAACGUGUUUCGAGUCUUCGCGCUCACGAAGCACUACACCAAGAAGGAAGCCUGCUCCAUGGUGGAGGCGGCCGGGCUCGAGUGUGACAAGGUCUUAAGCUUCCCGAUGCGCUGGCGAUUCGUCUUCCCCUUCGCAUCAGAUGAGGCUUACGACACAUUAGCCAAGCAGCCCCCCGCACAUGAGUGGAUUGUCGUGGCUCAUCCCAAGGUGGGGGCUGCUGGUGGAUCCCUGUGGUCAAGGGCACGUUCAGACUUCCUUUGA